Annulohypoxylon maeteangense is the source of this 2110-nucleotide messenger RNA. RefSeq names its product adenine phosphoribosyltransferase. Gene Ontology annotation, biological process: adenine salvage; AMP salvage. Gene Ontology annotation, cellular component: cytoplasm. NCBI's taxonomy places the organism in Eukaryota, Fungi, Ascomycota, Sordariomycetes, Xylariales, Hypoxylaceae. The transcript is spliced from 2 exons. The record is from RefSeq and is a predicted model, not a curated record. Bases 657 to 1391 code for a protein of 244 amino acids. Gene Ontology annotation, molecular function: adenine phosphoribosyltransferase activity; AMP binding; adenine binding.
CGCGCUUGGUUUCUCUAAGAUAAUCUACCCCUCCAUGGAGAGAAAAAAAAUUCGAGAGGGAAAGAGUUAAGAAGAGGAAAAAAAUUAAUUGAGCUCAACUCCAUCCCGCUCUCUAUUGGACACUCCACUUCGUCUUAGCAACCUCAUUGUCUUCCUAGCGACCGUCUCACUUUUUUUCUUCUCAUCUAUCCCUUUUCCCUCCCUAUUAUUCCUCUCCUAGGUACCCAAUAUCACAUCGUAUUGUAUUGUAUUGUACUGUACUGUACACAUACAUACAUAGAAACAUAGAAACAUCUCACAGACCUCCUAACUAGGGCUGCGGUUUAUUAUUGUUGUUAUUAUUAUCUACCACCCGGGUUGGCGGCAAGCAGGCUACCUACACCUCCUCCUACCUACUAUCCCAUCCCGCCCCCCUGCGCAUAUUCCGCGGUCACCUCUAAGGCGGCCUUGUCUCUCUGCCUGUCUGACUUGGCUGGGCUUGUGCCUUGUCUCUGCCUAUCCCAUUCGUCUUUCUACCUCCCCUCCUGGUCCUUCACUGUGCCACACCCCCAAAAUUUUUCUCUCGCAUUAUCUCUUCCGUCGGUACACAUAUCGUCCAAGCCCGCCCUCACUCCUCAUCAUCUCUUCUUCUCUCCUUUCCUUUUCUCUUCCUCAGCAUGAGCGGUCUAUCCACCACCGACACCCCCGCUGAUUCCGUGGCAACAAACCCAAGUCAGCCAAGCAUCACUUCAUCUUCCAUAACCGAUGCCUCGCGACGAGAGCCCGCCUCCUCCGCCGCCGGUACCGCCGAACUCGCCGGUCAAUCGGUAAUUGCCUUGACUGGGCACGAGCAGGAGAAACUCGAGACUGCUAAGAAACUGGUCAUCGACGCGCUUAGAUUCGUACCUGACUUCCCUAUCCCCGGUAUAAACUUCAUCGACAUCCUACCGAUCUUCCAAAACCCAGUCGCCUUUGAGUCGCUUCUUGAGGUGCUCGUCCUCUUGAUCCGAGAGCGAUUCGGCAACCAGAUUCCAGAUGUCAUAGUGGGUCUAGAAGCCCGCGGUUUCCUCUUUGGGCCUACACUUGCAUUGAGGCUCAGCCGUCCAUUUGUUCCAGUCCGAAAGAAGGGCAAGAUGCCAGGCGCAUGCAGGACUGUUGAAUACAAGAAAGAAUAUGGCAAAGACGAGUUCCAGGUGCAAUUAGAUGCCAUCAAGCCUGGUCAAACAUGCUUGAUAGUGGACGAUAUCAUUGCUACUGGAGGAACUGCUGCCGCUGCUGGCCAACUUGUGGAGCUCUCCGGUGCUAAGGUCAUGGGUUACCUCUUCAUGAUUGAGAUCACAAAUCUCAAGGGCAAGGCGCUGCUAGGUGACAAACCAUUUGUCACCCUCGUCGAACACGAUGAAGAAGAAUAGACUCGGCGCGACAUUUGCCAUAACAUUUCUGGUUUCCACGUCAAGGUUUCAACCCCAGAUACACGAAAGAGGACAAAAAAUAAUUCACAAAUUCUACUAUUCUACCAUUCUAAAUCUAAUGAUAGAUGCCUCUCGGAAUUUAUUGGAUAGUCGGGCGGAAUUAGAAGGCGCUGUCCGGUUGCUACGUACUUCAGUGCAACCAUAAUCACGGGUGGGGAAAGCUGGUUGAGGUUGCAUGGCUAUGGCGUUAAUGGAACACGAACACCACCAGUGAUACAGAAUCUCUGUUUUUUUAACAUGAUUUGCUCAUAGAGAGUCAUAAUUCCGUAAUCCAUCCUAAUCUCAAUAGUCUGUUUGAUUUAGUUGCUGCGAAUACGUAUUGGUUAACGUAUCACAUAUAUCCCACGAACAGCUCGAAGCCGACAGAUCGUUAAAGUACUUUCCCGGGUACCUAGGACCAAGUCCUAGGUGCUUAUCACAGAAGUGCUCGCCAUAAUCAUGUCAUUAUGAAAUAAUAUCGUUGUUACAUUAAAAGCACUGGCCUCGUUUCUCGUUUUCUAUUGUUGCAAUAGGAAUCAAGCUUGGUAGUAGUCAACAGAAUUUCUAACGCAUUACUGUCGUUGAAAUUACUUCUUACGAGCUACUAUUUUUAGUCCACAUCUCGGGUUCAGGACUACAGGUUUCUUGGUAACAAAAUCUAAUAACUACCAAACUUUAUC